UCGGUGUACUGUGGUGACAGCCGGUUAACAACAUGCGGUUCAGUUGGUUCUGUUUUGGUAGCAUCUUGGUGAAAUAAAUUUAAAAAAUCUAAUAAUGAAACUUACAGCAGAGAAAAAGCCCCUCAAGGCAAAGAAAGUCGCAAAGUUAAACAAAAAUACAAUCGAGGAACAGACGCACGAAAAGCGGAAACUAAAGAAGGAAAAGAAGGCCAAGCUGGAAACAGAAUCGAAGGAAGAGGAACUAGCCCCAGAGCAAGAGAUGGACGCUGCUAUGGAGAACGAGGCAAAUGAGGAAGAGGAGGACGUUGAGAACGUCGAUGCCGGUGUUGCCAAUGGCGAGGGAAAAGCAAAAUCAAAAGCUAAGACCUCGAAGGUAAAGGAGGAUAAACAGGAAGCAAAACAAAAGCCAAGAGGAAAGGAAUACACCAUCUUUGUUGGCAACCUUCCCAAAACGAUCAAGCAGAAGGAUCUGCGAGUCAUGUUCAGCAAGUACGGCACCAUACAGACGAUUCGUCUUCGGACGAAUACGGGUUUGAAAUUGUUCAACAAGAAAGCGCUGUCAAAAGUGCCUUCCCUGAACGCGUACGUAGUUUACAACUCCAAGGAGGAAAUGGAACAGGCCUGUCAGCUGGACGGGGAAAUGGUGAGCAACAAUCGCAUCCGCGUGUGUCCGGCUGACAAGAAGCAGAUUGGCGACGCGAAAGCGACCGUCUUCGUGGGAAAUAUAGCGAGAGGCACAACCGAUAACGAUCUGUACGAAUUCUUUAGUCGCGUCGGGCCGAUCGAAUACGUCCGGCAGAUCGGGGACAAGUACGUGGCGUACGUGUGCUUCAAGAAGGGCGUCUCCAUCAUGAAAGCCCUCAAGCUGAACCAGGAAUCGCUGAACGGUCGGCUGAUUCGGGUGGAAAAGGUGGACACGACGCGCACCAACGUGAAGGUCAACAAGAAGGGACACGUGGUGCCGCGAAACCGGCUGCCCGCCAGCCCGGGCGCGAACACGGCCGCUGCACCAGCGGGGGAAGGCAAAGCGAACAGCACUGGUGGCGGUGCGGGAGCCAAAUUCCACGGUAAGGUGGCGCACGCGAAGGGCAAGAAGAGCAAUGUUAGUCUGAAGAAGGGCAAGGGCUCGGUAGCGCAGAAGAAAAUGCUCGCCAGCAAACUGAAGGCAGCGAUGAAGCAGAAGUAGACGCAGUAAGGGAAAACGGGAAGUAAUAAGCAGAAUGUAUUGUUUAGAUGUUUCUCUUUUUCUAAAAUAUAUUGUAAUUUGCCUGUCGAUCGUAAA
Messenger RNA from Anopheles arabiensis, 1282 nucleotides. RefSeq names its product nucleolar protein 12-like. The record is from RefSeq and is a predicted model, not a curated record. Gene Ontology annotation, molecular function: RNA binding. Lineage: Eukaryota; Metazoa; Arthropoda; Insecta; Diptera; Culicidae. Bases 95 to 1186 code for a protein of 363 amino acids. The transcript has 3 exons.